CGGCCGGGGGACGGGGUGCUUGAUGGAUCCUAAACUUCCCCCCAAUCAGAAUUUUUUUGUUGUUGACCGAGCAAGAUGGCUGCAACCAGUAUUAUCCUGUUAGUCACAGUCUCACUGAUCCAGAUGUCACUGUCAGAGAGGUUUCAGGUCAUCCCCACCAAGUCCCCAGUCACCGCCAUUGUUGGAUCCAGCAUUGAGCUGAACUGCCAUCUCUUUCCCGAAAUAAAUGCCGAAAAGAUGGAGAUUCGAUGGCUACGAAACUCCUUUCGCCCCUACGUCCACCUGUAUCUGAAUGGGGAGGAUAACUACAGGGAGCAGAUGGAGGAGUUCCGAGGGAGGACAGAGUUCCUCAAGCAGAACAUCGGCAGGGGGAUUGGGGCUCUAACUAUUCACAAGGUGCAGCUGUCGGAUCAGGGCUUGUACACCUGCUAUUUCGAGUCGGAGACCAAUCACAACCAAGCACAAGUGGAACUCAAAGUAGCAGCCAUGGGCCUCCAUCCUUUCAUCUGGGUUGAAGAUUACCAUGAUGGGAAAAUAACGCUCAACUGUGAAUCCAGCGGUUGGUUCCCUAAGCCCAUGGCAAUGUGGCAGGAUGAAACUGGGACCCGGCUGGAAUCAACAGAGAAGAUAAAUGUCACUGAAGAGACAGGUCUGUUUCACGUCACCUCUGCUAUCCGUAUUGAGACCCAGGCCAAGAUCUCCUGCCAUGUUAGAAAUGACCUCCUGGAAGAUGGGAAAGAGUCUUCUAUUAAAUUUGCAGAAUCGUUUUACUGGAGAGUGGAUCGUAGCGGGAUCUCUCGCUUUGUUCUUAUGGCUUCUUGUUUGGCUGUGGCUCUUAUAGUGAUUGGGGUUACUCCUCGAGUCGUGCGUAUGUGGAGAAUACGAACACUCCAGGAUGAUAUGGGAAAACUUUCCAAUAAAGUAGACCAAGUUUGGAUCCGAGCCCAGGACGUUUGGAACCGACUGGAGAACAAACUGGACAAACUCAAUUGAGCCAGUCAAGAAAAAGAACAGUGAGCACAAGAAACCUGAUUGGUCAAUGCAGCGCCCCCUGCUGGGAAAUGGUGAAAUGAUCAUUAAUGUUCCAGGAUUCCUGCACUUACAUAUCGGGUUGCAACAUGGCAGCUCCCUGAGGAACUUGCAGUUCGGGGUUAGAAAUUACUUGCUCUGAGAAGCGCCGGAUUGUCAGAACACUUUCCAGGGACAUGAGCAACACCGGCUGUUGGGGUGUCGGUGCAGCAGAACCAGCGCCCCCACAUUCCUGGAUAAACACAACUAAUUCCCAGUUGAAUAAGUGCGUGUCAGAUCAGUGUUACAUUGUAGUACCUGGAGCCUUUGCGGAACUGAACUCCCAGAGCUGGUUCUGUUGGGUCGCUGCACUAUUUGCCGAGGCCAAGAUUGAGUUGUUUGUGCUUAUUUAGUAGAUGUGGGCCAUUUGUGUUAUAGUUUAAUUAUUAAUUGCCUUAAACUGUCAUUAAACCUGUGUGUCCGGAA
This is a messenger RNA of Xenopus tropicalis (tropical clawed frog), 1494 nucleotides long. RefSeq names its product butyrophilin subfamily 2 member A2 (gene btn2a2). The transcript has 11 exons. Lineage: Eukaryota; Metazoa; Chordata; Amphibia; Anura; Pipidae. The record is from RefSeq and is marked provisional. Gene Ontology annotation, cellular component: membrane. Bases 76 to 993 code for a protein of 305 amino acids. Gene Ontology annotation, biological process: regulation of T cell activation; regulation of leukocyte cell-cell adhesion.